AUGGGCGCCUCUCUCUAUGGGCGCCUAUCUCUAUGGGUGCCUAUCUCUAUGGGCGCCUAUCUCUAUGGGCGCCUAUCUCUAUGGGUGCCUAUCUCUAUGGGCGCCUAUCUCUAUGGGCGCCUAUCUCUAUGGGCGCCUAUCCUAUGGGGGCCUAUCUCUAUGGGCGCCUAUCUCUAUGGGCGCCUAUCUCUAUGGGCGCCUAUCUCUAUGGGCGCCUAUCUCUAUGGGCGCCUAUCUCUAUGGGCGCCUAUCUCUAUGGGCGCCUAUCUCUAUGGGCGCAUAUCUCUAUGGGCGCCUAUCUCUAUGGGCGCCUAUCUCUAUGGGCGCCUAUCUCUAUGGGCGCCUAUCUCUAUGGGCGCCCAUCUCUAUGGGCGCCUAUCUCUAGGGGUGCCUAUCUCUAUGGGCGCCUAUCUCCAUGGGCGCCUAUCUCUAUGGGCGCCUAUCUCUAUGGGCGCCUAUCUCUAUGGGCGCCUAUCUCUAUGGGCGCCUAUCUCUAUGGGCGCCUACCUCUAUGGGCGCCUAUCUCUAUGGGCGCCUAUCUCUAUGGGCGCCUAUCUCUAUGGGCGCCUAUCUCUAGGGGGGCGCCUAUCUCUAGGGGCGCCUAUCUCUAUGGGCGCCUAUCUCUAUGGGCGCCUAUCUCUAUGGGCGCCUAUCUCUAUGGGCGCCUAUCUCUAUGGGCGCCUAUCUCUAUGGGCGCCUAUCUCUAUGGGCGCCUAUCUCCAUGGGCGCCUAUCUCUAUGGGCGCCUAUCUCUAUGGGCGCCUAUCUCUAUUGGCGCCUAUCUCUAGGGGCGCCUAUCUCUAGUGGCGCCUAUCUCUAG
Molecule: messenger RNA, 819 nt
Organism: Closterium sp. NIES-65
Lineage: Eukaryota; Viridiplantae; Streptophyta; Zygnematophyceae; Desmidiales; Closteriaceae
Source: the annotation of a GenBank genome assembly